AUGAUUCCUAAUUUCUUGCAGCCAUGCUGCAUAUCUGAUCUUGAUAAACAACAUAUACGACACAGUGAACUUGAAGUAACAGUUCACAAAUUAAAUGAAAAUGGAGAUUAUAAUUUGGGUUUUAAUGGGCAUCAAUUCAAACUUAAUCCAGAUUGUAUAGAAGAACUCAGAUAUAAAGGUCUGAAUUUUCAUACAUAUCAUUGCCAUACCCAUUGCUUGCUAAUUGGUACAUCAGGAGGUAGAUGCAAAAAAAAUAAUAAGAAAGAAGCACAAGAAACUUGUAAAUGUGAUGAUCGUCCUGGAAUCUAUGGGGAUCGUUCAUACCAACGUAAAAUUCAAUCAGAAAAGAAACAAAAAUCUAUUAGAGGAAAUAAGAAGAAUACGAAGAAAAAAUAUAAUAACGAUUACAAAAAUAUUAAAACAACGAAUUAUGGUGAAAAUCCAUAUCAAAAUCAAAAUGAAAAUCAAGCAACCGAACCAAAUCCUAAGAUUGUCAACAACAUCAGAAUUGCAGCUGAUACAUCUUGUUAUAAACAAUCUGCUUACGGUAUAGAUUAUUAUAAUUGGGCAUGUCAUUUUUGGUGUUAUCGGGCUGGAUUGCAAUCUGGAGGUUGUAGAGGUGAAAAUAAUUGCAAAUUAACAGCUGAUGAUGGUGCCGAAAUUUCCCUAUGCCAAGGACCAUUCGGCAAUCAGUGCAUUGAAGCAUGUUUGAAAAUAUCGAAGUAUCCGGCGCGUUGCGAAAAUAAUAAAUGCAUGUGCCAUUUAGAUGAAGAUUGCAAAUGGUAUAUUUUGAAAUUUAUUAGAGUUUUACAGUCUCCUCCGGAUAAUGAAAACGUGUAUGGAUUGUGCACCGACGGCAUAGGUGACGGAGAAUGUAAUUACCGCUGCUCAAUUACAGAGGAACAUGUUCAUGCACAGGAUAAAAAAUGCGUUUGCGGAGGUUGCACCAAUGAAAAGGUGCAAAGGACCAAAGAAAUUGAAAAAAAUAUUGAAGAAAUUUGUCGGUCUGAAGAAAGAAAGAGUAUUGAUUGCAAAUUGAAGUGCUUGCAAUUGCAUUUUACUGAUGGGGAAUGUAGGAAAAAUGGUGGAACUACAUUUUGUUCGUGCAAGCGCUUGGAUGAUAAAUGGAGGAAGCUUAAGGAAAGAGAUUAUUAUACUAAAGAUAAUAAGGAGAAAGAUACGGAUUUAUGGUUUGAAGAUCGCAUCAAUAAAAACUGUGAGGAUAGUUAUUGCGAUAGUGCUUGUUUUUUGAAACAUCAAUUUGGUGGAAAGUGUUUCAAAAGUCAAUGCAAAUGCCAAAUUAAGCGAGCUGAAGAAUCUUGGACUAAAUAUGAGGAAAUAGUUACCAGAAUUGUUCAUGAAGAUACUACGGUAUUAGAAAAUUAUCCACGAGAACCGACAGAUUUAAUUGAACGCUGUACUACAGAACGUGAUAAAAUUGAUUGUAAAAUUAAAUGUAGAGGUUUAAAAAGAGAUGAUGGUAUUUGCAAUAAAAAUGAAUGCGUAUGUCAGAGCACAGACAAAACCUGGAAAAGUUAUAAUGAACUAUAUAAGGAAUAUCACGAACGAGAAAUUUGGCAUCACCAAGUAUGUCGAAUGGACCACGGUGAAGGAGAUUGCAACUACAAAUGCAGAGGUGUUGGAUCUUCUGCUGGUAGAUGCAAUAGUGGUAUUUGCCAAUGCCUUUAUGAGACUCAAACCUGGGUUGAACUUGAUGAAACUAUUGAACAGACCUACAGAUAUAAUAUAUGUGAUAAAACACAGAACGACCAUUUAUGCUUCAAUUAUUGUAGAAGACUAAGAAACACUGCUGGGAGUUGUAACAUGGGUUAUUGUACUUGUGACCAUGAGGAAACUCGGUGGCCAUUAGAAGAAACUGAUAUUUGUGAAAACAAAAUCGCUGGGGAUAAAUUAUGUGAUUACGAGUGUAAAAAAGUCAUGUAUGAUAGAGGACAAUGUAUAGAAGUUACAAACGGCAUUAGGGAAUGUAAAUGUAUAAAAUCUGGAGCCCAAGAAUGGAGCAAGUUCCAGGAAUUGAUAAGAAGAGAAUACUACAGCGGAGAACAAUACUGGGGUGAGUAA
Molecule: messenger RNA, 2082 nt
Organism: Ctenocephalides felis (cat flea)
Lineage: Eukaryota; Metazoa; Arthropoda; Insecta; Siphonaptera; Pulicidae
Exons: 10
Coding region: 1-2082 (693 amino acids)
Biological process (GO): defense response
Source: RefSeq, a predicted model, not a curated record